Messenger RNA from Tachysurus vachellii, 4947 nucleotides. It is a transcript of the gene ikzf2, whose product is annotated as IKAROS family zinc finger 2. The transcript has 8 exons. The coding region runs from base 187 to 1707 and encodes 506 amino acids. The record is from RefSeq and is a predicted model, not a curated record. Gene Ontology annotation, molecular function: RNA polymerase II cis-regulatory region sequence-specific DNA binding; DNA-binding transcription factor activity. Lineage: Eukaryota; Metazoa; Chordata; Actinopteri; Siluriformes; Bagridae. Gene Ontology annotation, biological process: regulation of transcription by RNA polymerase II.
UGUGACCGACGCUGAUCUCCUAAUGAAUGCGUCCCGAUCGCAGUCUUAUCGGAAGACACCCGACUUAUUUAGGAGCUGCCUGGUUUUUGCUGUAUUUAGUUUCUCUGCUUUGGGGAUUUUUUUAUCCAUUUACCUUCUAAUCCUUUUCCCAGGGGACCAGACAAGCUCGGCCCCCGCAUCACGGUCAUGGAGGCAACUGAUGGCUAUCUAGCGAGUAACGGCGAGUGCUCUCCCAAGAAGGAGGGCAGCAGAAUGCAGGUGGACCUGUCGCUCCACACACACAACGGGCAACAUUCCCAAAGUCCCACAUCUCCUGUCGAGCACAAGGUCAAACAGGAGGAGGAAACUGAAGAGGACGUGGACAGAAGAGCCAUAAGCCAAGAUGAGACAACCCACAGUGGUGAAGAAGGCUCAGCAUUGGAAGAUCCCAUGAUUGACGGCCUGAACAACCUACAGGACGUCGGAGGAGGGUCCGAGGCGCAGCCUGACGCUGCGAUACGACUGCCCAAUGGUGAGCAUGUGUUAUGUGAUCGUCCAUUCCAGUGUAGCCAGUGCGGCGUUUCCUUCACCCAAAAAGGAAACCUGCUGAGACACAUCAAGCUCCACACGGGCGAGAAACCCUUUAAGUGCCCGUUCUGCAGCUACGCCUGUCGCCGCCGUGACGCCCUCACUGGACACCUGCGCACUCACUCUGUGGGUAAACCACACAAGUGUAACUACUGUGGGCGGAGCUACAAGCAGCGAACGUCAUUGGAGGAGCACAAAGAGAGGUGCCAUAAUUACCUGCAGAGCGGUGGCAUGGACUCUGCCCCUAAUCCGGCUUCGUACGCAGCAGAGGUUCCUAAAGAGCCAAGACCUCUGGGAGAGGUUCCCAGCAUAGUGCCCUUCGAACGGCCGCCUGUCAUCGAGCGACUGCAGGCUAACGUGGCCAAGAGGAAGAGCACCACGCCGCAGAAAUUUGUCGGAGAGAAGAUGAUGCGCUACUCCUACCCAGACCUGAACUUUGAAUUAGGCCUCAAGUAUGAAAAGGAAGCAGAGAUCAUCCAGGCUCACAUGAUGGACCAGGCUCUCAGUAACUCCAUCUCCUACAUUAACACCGAUUCUCUGCGUCCCAUAAUGUCUCACCCGUCGCUGGCCAUGCCCGAGGUGGUGCCCAUGGUGAACCCUCUGUUUCACUCUGUGUACCCGCUCGGCCCGCGCCUGGAGCGCCCGAGCAGCCGUGAAUCUCUCCAUCUGCCCCAUCAUCCGUCCCACCAACCCGAGUUUUCCGCCCGUGCCAAUGGUGCCAUCGCGCUCACACGGCCCAAAACCUCCCAGGCGUUGCGAGGGGAAGUGCACGACGGGCGCGAACGCUCUCCCAGCAACAGUGGGCAAGAUUCAGCCGACUCGGCUCGCAGCAGCCCGCGAGACAAACUGGCGAAUCAGAUGAGCACCAGCGUCAGGCCGGCGCUGGCACGGCCGGACGAGAGCUCCCAUCAGCCAGGGGUCAGGGACGGGAUCCGAGUGUUCGGCCCGGAAGGAAACGAGGUGCGGGUGUUCCAGUGCGAGCACUGCCGCGUCCUUUUUCUAGAUCACGUCAUGUACACCAUCCACAUGGGUUGCCAUGGCUACAGAGACCCCCUCGAGUGUAACAUCUGCGGACACUGCUGCAAAGAUCGCUACGAGUUUUCCUCGCACAUCGUCCGUGGAGUUCACACCUUUCGUUAAAGGAGACUCGGUGGAGACAUAUAGAACAUAUACACACACAUAGCAAAUACGUACAUGAAGGUUUUACUCCAGCAGGUUUUCCAUUUUGAUUUUGAAGGCGAUAUAUUUGGGAGAGGGGUUUGGUUUAAACACGUAGAUGAUGAAAAUGAUGUGAAUUGAUUUUUUCUCUCUCUCUCACUCAUUCUUUUUUUUCAUUAUUCUUUUUUUUUUAAUCUGCACCACCCAAAAAAACAAAAACAGAGCAGCUAUAUUACCCUAAACGUCAUGAAGGUUUUUAUUUGUUUGUUUUUUUUCUUUGUGGGUUUGAUCUUUAGUGAGUCUUUUCUUGUUGUCAUUGCUGUCACUAAAGGACUUUUAGAGAUUUUAUAGAUGUCGCCAUAUGAGAGAAUCAGGAACAAAGUGCACUUGCACACAAGGGACCUUCAGGGGAAUUAGGGAAAAGACUAAUAAAUGUUUAAUCUUUUUUUUUUUUUCCUUUUUCUUUUUUGUGCUGCGGUGUUUUUCCAGUGCCUUGCCGAUGUUUUGACUGUUAUGAUUUAGAGCUUGCCUUUUCCCAUCGUUUUUAUAGACCAUGUCAUUUUAUUAUAGCCUUGGCAUUAGAGGUUUUGUUUUUUUUUCUUCUUUAUUUUAGUUUAUUUGUUAUUUCACUAUGAGUACGUGCAGGAUCACACUCUCCUCGUCAUGCUUGUGUACUACUACUUUGCUCCCCGUGCUGGCAUUGUGAUGUAGCCACAUUAACAGACCACCAAGCAGCAAUUUCUGACAAUUGUUUCUUCCUUUCUUUGUUUUAAGCAGCAUUGUGCGCUGCAUUUGUGCGUAAAUUAACGCGCCUCUUUAUUGCGCCGGUAGCACGAUGUCUUAUCAAUUUGUCAGUGUAGCUUUUCGGUCACUAACUCACUCACUCAUUCACUUACUCACUCAGCAGGUAACGAUCACAGCUUGCACUUUAUUACGCUGCUUUAUGAUGCUGGUUGUUACAGUACAAAAGCUCUAGUCUACAGAGCUGGGUAUUAGCUUGUUUUCUUACACCUCAGGUUUUUUUUAAUUAACUUCUUACUUUUAAAUAAAAAAGCUCUCUAUGGUUCUCUAACAUUGUAGAUUUAGUUAACAAUAAAUCUGAUCCACGGUUUGGACCUGAAACAGACCUGAAUACACUGGAGAAGCUUGUAAUGCAGUUAAAAUCAUUAAUAUUAUAGACUUUUUCGUUUGUAUGUUUGUGUAUUUGGUCUCUCCUUAAAUUUCUGUGCCCGAAUAUUCUAUACUGUUGAAAACAGAAAUCAAUUUUUAAUCAAAAUCUUUAAAUCCAAUCCUAUAUUCCAUCAUAACCACAGCGUUGUUAAAUUCUCAAAUCUGAUUGGUCGGAUUUGUUUUCUAUAACAGUUUGUCCUGUUACAUGUCAAAUCGCAAUGCGCUUGUUGUGAUUAAUUAUAACGUCUAUACUAACAGUACUUUACACUGGGAUUUGUUUGGCGUACAGUAGAAGCUCCUCGUUUUAACGAUUUUCAUAACGAGUCUUCAGAGUCAGCGCUUUGUAAACGUCGACCAUUUUUUCUUCAAGACAGAAAAAAAAGAGAAAAAGGGAACGAGGUGCUGAACGUGCAUUUGUAGCUGCUAUAACCUGCCUCCUGGAUGUUCCAGUACAUUAAACUGAUAAACGUUAGCAAACCGCUGUGGGUUAAGAGGAAUAUAUCACUUCAGGAUGUUGUUAUGGGAAGAUAAUCAAUGUCGCUAUGGUAACAGAUUGACGUUUAUUAUUUUCCUAGAACAGCAUGCCAUCAUACCAUGACGGGAUGUAUUCGUUAUUUUAGUGUCGUUUAAAUAUUUUAAUAACGACAAUUCCGGUGUAUUUAAAGCGAAAUUUAAACAGAAUUAUACAUCAGUGUUUCUGCUAGAAUUUUAUAUUCUAAGUGUAGGAAAGUCUACAGCCUGGAUAAACUGAACAAGUUUUAAUGGUCUAACACUUAUAGCCUUAUUGCUUCUGUUUCUUCAGUACUUUAAAAAAAAAAUUUUUUCUUACUUAGGGUGUUUUUCCGUCUUCGCGGUGAUCAGUGUUAGCAUCGUGUUGCUUUCUGAGCUUUUCGCAAUUUCUUUUCUCCUUUACUAACGGAUUAUGGGUAAAAACUGUGAAUGAUCUCGAGGCCGUGAGUCGUAGCACUGAUCAAACACACACAUUCCUUUUUUUACAUAAAGCGGCGUUACGUGUGUAAUGUACUUUUCUUUUUAAGGAUUUUUGUGUGCCUUUUAUUUUAUUUUAUUUUUUUUUUUUGAACAAACACAAGUAUUGAAACUCAGAAAUGAAAUGACCAGUUGUAUGUAUUUUAUUGGAAUUUGUUUUCAUCUUUUCUGUCUUUUUUUUGUGCACCGUAGCUUUUUAAGUAGAUACUUGUAGAUUACUGUACUUGUAAAAUGAACCUGGAGAUUUGUUACAUAUCAUGGCUUACAGUCUGGCUUGUGUUUAAAAAAUAUAUAUUAUGUAGGAAAAAAAAAAAAGAACAAAAAAGGAUAUUAAAAAAAGGACCCAAAGAAGGAGGUGAAGGACGCAUCGACGUAAAGACUAUGUUUACAGUCACAAGCACACGAGUGUUCAUUUAUUAAAUCUACACUUUGGGAUCAGUGGAACGUACUUGAAGUUAAAUCAGUGGCACUCUGAGUCUAGCUUGUUUUUACAUUUAUAUGUAUGGGGUUUAACAUUACUGUAAAUAUAUAUAUUUUUGUGAAAGAAGUGUUUUUUUUUAAAAUCAUAUUAUAUUACUGUGGGCCUUACAAUCAGCAAAAAACACAAGGCCUAUAUGUAUGUACAUGUAUACAUACAAGGUAUAUAUAUAUAUAUAUAUAUAUAUAUAUAUAUAUAUAUAUAUAUAUAUAUAUAUAUAUAUAUAUAUAUAUAUAUAUACGUGUGUGUGUGUAUAUAUAUAUAUAUAUACACAUACAUGACUAUAUGUAUAAAUUAAAUGCAGUAUAUUUUGGUACAGAAGUUAAACCGGGUUUUUUGUUUUUUUGUUUUUUUUCUGUGUGUUUAAACUUUUGGGCCUUCUCAGGUAUUGUGUUGCCAAGAUGCCAAUAUGAAGUGGCAUCUUAAUGAACUGAUCCAGUAGAAAGUGAUUUUUCAAGAGAAAAAAGGAGGGUUUUUUUUUUUUUUACACAGAAAUACGUGUAAAACCUUUAACCCUCUGAAGGAAAGAUGUAAGGUGUUGGAUUUUAAAGCAUGGACUUUUUCUGCAUUAAAUACCUUUAAACUCA